This is a messenger RNA of Racocetra fulgida, 630 nucleotides long. The record is from the annotation of a GenBank genome assembly. NCBI's taxonomy places the organism in Eukaryota, Fungi, Glomeromycota, Glomeromycetes, Diversisporales, Gigasporaceae.
AUGGAAGAUAUGGAAAUAGACGGAACUGAAGCUCAACCUUAUGUACUUAUAGAAACCGGAAACUUGCCUAUAACUGUUGGAAAUAGGCCUAUAUACACAAAUGGUCGCUAUAUUUCUAAGCCAGCACCGAUUCCCUUAAAGUCGACCAAAACAGGCGUAGUAUAUGAUAGAAGAAUGAGAUACCAUGCUAAUAUUCACGAGGACGAGCAUCACCCAGAAGACCCUAGCAGGAUUAGUUCGAUUCAAAACACGUUUAAGGCAGCUGGAUGUCUUGAAAAGAUGGUUCCCAUAAGUGCCCGUGAAGUUACAAGGGACGAAGUCCGUCUUGUGCAUACCGAUGAGCAUUGGGAUUUUGUAGCAAAAACAGCGGUUGCUGAUGAUUAUAAUUCGAUUUAUGUAAAUAAAGAAACAGCAUUAAGUGCGCGACUUUCUUGCGGUGGAGUAAUUGAACUAUGUAAAGCUGUGGCGAAGGGGGACGUGACCAAUGGUAAUGGUACUCAAAAAGCCUUUUAUAACGAUCCUAAUGUGGUAUAUUGCUCGAUACAUCGCUAUGACAAUGCGAAUUUCUAUCCUGGAGAUCCACAAGCAGGUCAUACAUAUGUCGGAGGCGGACAAGCCAAAGGAAAGUAA